This is a messenger RNA of Rhea pennata, 1184 nucleotides long. It is a transcript of the gene LRRC72, whose product is annotated as leucine rich repeat containing 72. Gene Ontology annotation, molecular function: protein binding. The record is from RefSeq and is a predicted model, not a curated record. Lineage: Eukaryota; Metazoa; Chordata; Aves; Rheiformes; Rheidae. The coding region runs from base 213 to 1034 and encodes 273 amino acids. The transcript is spliced from 9 exons.
GGCACCCGGGCGCCUCCAGCCCGCUGCCCUGCUGAGGCCGGGCCGGCCGGCUCCGACUCUGCCACCGGCGCCCCACAGUUCUCAGUGACUCACGCCGGCCCCAUCGGCCUCCCCCCGGCUCGCCCCGGCCCGCAGCCGGGCGCUCCCCGCCCCUUCCCCGCCAUGCUGCGAGCACCCCCAGCCGCCCUGUCGCCUAGGAACCACACUCUAAAAUGGCGGCCGCGGCCGACAGCGCCGGUGCGCAGGCAGUAGAAAAACACCUGAAGAUCUGUGGCUUUAAGAGGAAUGUGGAUGUCUUAGUAUUGUAUCUGGCGGGACAAGGACUAGGAAGUAUCCCGAGUCUGUCACGGUUUCAUAGAUUAAGGUACCUCUGGAUUAAUAACAAUAAGAUCCAAGAUUUGACUUUCUUAGUCAAAAACCAUUGCUUGACAGAACUCUACCUCAACAAUAAUGAGGUCACAGAUAUAUCAGGUGCUCUGAAACACUUGUGUGCGUUACAGAUUCUGCUGCUUCACAACAACCAGUUAAAAAACCUGGGCAAAACAGUAGAGGAAUUAAAAGGAAUGAUAAGCUUGCAGACCCUAAACCUAUUCCAUAACCCUCUGGCACAAGAUCCAGGCUACCGGCUUUAUGUGAUAUACUUCCUUCCUUCAGUACAGCUCCUUGACAGGAAACCAGUUACACAAAGAGAAAGGGAGUCAGCACUGCAUGUCUACAACCAUGAAAGAUCUUGUGUUGUGCACUCAAUAGCUUUUGGAAAGAGGCUAAAUACACCACUGGUGACUAAAACAGGAUCUAACAGAUGCACCCAGCCAGCCAGAAGAUUGAUGAUACCUUCAGGUUGUACAUUUGGAAAUCACACAAAUAAAAUUCCAUUUGAGAACCCCGCAGAUGCUGUUUUUCUAAGGGCAAUGACAAGAUCUGUAAUGGAAUUUUCCUUUGUUGACUGGAAUAAAGUAUCUACCUGUCAAGAAAGACGACUUGAAAACAAAGCAGAAGAGCCCCAUGAAAAGCUGACAGUGAAAUUUAGAUAAGUGUUUUCUUCCUCAAGAAAAAAUUUAUUCGUCCAUCUGGAGUGGAUAGAAACCUGUUAUAUGAGUAAAUAUCUAUGCAAUACAUGUACACGAAAGCUUGCAUCCAAUUAAAUGAACUGCCAGCCAAAAAAAAAAAAAAUAAAGUGUAAC